This is a messenger RNA of Onychostruthus taczanowskii (white-rumped snowfinch), 947 nucleotides long. RefSeq names its product josephin-2-like. Gene Ontology annotation, biological process: protein deubiquitination. The coding region runs from base 157 to 504 and encodes 115 amino acids. Lineage: Eukaryota; Metazoa; Chordata; Aves; Passeriformes; Passeridae. Gene Ontology annotation, molecular function: cysteine-type deubiquitinase activity. The record is from RefSeq and is a predicted model, not a curated record. The transcript has 4 exons.
CGGCGCCGCGCGGGGCAUGACGGGAGUUGUAGUCGCGGCCCUGAGGGGGGCAGAGGCCGCCAUGGCCCCGGAGGACGCGGGAGGUUGGCCCCGAACUCGCAGCCCAACCCCCACCGGAGCCCCCUGGGCACGGGCAACUACGACGUCAACGUGGUGAUGGCGGCGCUGGGCACGCUGGGGCUGGCGGCCGUCUGGUGGGACAAGCGGCGCCCGCUGGAGCGCCUGUCCCUGCCGCACGUCCUGGGCUUCCUGCUCAAUGUCCCCUCGCGGGUGACGCUGGGGACGCUGGCGCUGCCGCUGUCCCGCCCGCACUGGCUCUGCGUGCGCCCCUUCGGGGACACCUUCUACAACCUGGACUCCAAACUGGCCAGCCCCGCCCCCAUCGGGGCGGAGCCUCAGCUCAGGCAGUUCCUGCGGGCGGCGCUGGCCAAGGCUCCCUCGGAGCUGUUCCUGGUGGUGACACGGGACGUGGAGGAGGCGGGGACAUGGCUGAGCCCGGAGUGACACCUGAGGGGACAGGUGACACCUGAGGGACUCCUGAGUGACACCUGAGGGGACAUGGCUGAGCCCGGAGUGACACCUGCGGGGACAGGUGACACCUGAGUGACACCUGGGAUCCCUGCGGGGACAUGGCUGAGCCCGGAGUGACACCUGAGUGACCUGGGACCUGACCUGUGGGGACACCUGACACCUGGGACACCUGUAGGGGACACCUGCAGGGGACAGGUGACACCUGCGGUGGCAGCUGCUGGUGGCACCUGAGGUGGCACUGAUGUCACAAAUGGGAAUUUUGGGGUAUUUUUUGGGGGGGAUUUGGGGCCAGCACGGCCCCCCGAGGACAGGGGGGGUUGGUGGCACCUGGGGACACUUGGGGGACACUUGGGGACACCUGGGACACCUCCGUGGCUUCAAACCCCUCCCAAAAGGAUUAAAAGCGAUCGGUGGCA